Aphanomyces invadans is the source of this 1206-nucleotide messenger RNA. RefSeq lists its product as hypothetical. The record is from RefSeq and is a predicted model, not a curated record. Gene Ontology annotation, molecular function: phosphotransferase activity, for other substituted phosphate groups. The coding region runs from base 12 to 1133 and encodes 373 amino acids. Gene Ontology annotation, cellular component: membrane. The transcript is spliced from 5 exons. Lineage: Eukaryota; Oomycota; Saprolegniomycetes; Saprolegniales; Verrucalvaceae. Gene Ontology annotation, biological process: phospholipid biosynthetic process.
AUUUGAACGAGAUGGCGCACCAUUAUGUGUCGGCGCGCGGGGCCGCGCAGCUUCCUAAGUACAAGUACAGCGGCAACGACAAGUCGUUGCUGUAUAACUACUUCCUCUCACCACUGGCUCAGCGAAUUGUUGACACGUUCUUUCCUCCUUGGCUCGCUCCCAACACGAUCACGACGGGCGGUCUUGGACUUGUCGCGUUGUCGCAUUUGAUUCUUGCGUACUACGCGCCGACUCUCGAUGGCGUGGCGCCUCCUGCAGCUUACCUGUUCAGCGCGGCAGCGUUGUUCUGGUACCAAGUGCUGGACGUGACGGACGGGAAACAAGCCCGAAAGACUGGAAACUCGUCGCCGCUUGGGCUGCUGUUUGAUCAUGGAUGCGAUGCCGUCAACGUCGUCUUUAGCGCAUGCACGAUGACGUCGACCAUGCUCAUGGGUCCUUCGAUUUGGUCGUUGGGGUUGCUCUUGUCGCCGUCGUGCGUGUUUCUCUUUGCCACAUGGGAAGAAUACUACACCGGAACGCUCGACCUGGGCCUCAUCAACGGGCCCAACGAAGGUCUUGCGAUCAUGUACAUCAUAUACGCUAUCACGGCCAUGACUGGGCCGGCGUUCUGGACUCAGCCAUGCGUAGUCUACCCAGCCCUCCCGAACAAUGCCGUAUUUGUAAUCGCGACGGCCUUUGGUGCGGGAGGUCAGUGCCUCGUCAACGUGUUCAACGUGGCGCAAGCCGUCAAGCCAUCGGAAUUCGUUGGCGCGCUCGGUCGCAUUGCCCCGUUCAUCGCGUUCCUCGGGGCAUCCCUUGCGUAUGGCGUCUACUCGCCGUCCAACAUCUUGGCAUCUCAUCCUCGCCUGUUCCUCUGGACUAUUGGAUUGAUCUCGUGCAAGAUGGUCAUGCACAUCAUGCUGGCGCACUUGUGCGAGGAACCGUACUGGCUGGUGCGCAAGUCGUUCGCUGUGAUUGUCGCCAUCGUCGGCCUCUUCUACGCCGGCCUGAUCCCUGUGGCCCUCGAAGAAGCCGCCUUCUUUGCCGUGUUUGCACUCGUCGUUGCCGUGUACGCGCACAUGGUGUUCUUCGUUGUGGUGGACAUGACAACGAUCUUAAAGAUUAAGGUGUUUACGGUGAAGGAAAAGCAAUAGCGCUGUAGGUUUCCAGGCGUAGCUAACGUGAACAAGCAACGAUCGAUCGAGAGACAUGGUCGACAAGACUGCA